GAAUCAACAUGAACUGAAGCGCCGAGAGCCUCACGUUCUAGUCCAAUGCUGCUGCAUCUGACAGAGGGGGGUGAAGAGGGAGGCGUGGGCGUGCACCCGAGCCUCUCCAAAGCCUCGCAUCUUUGAUUUGGUCUUUUAGACGGCGUGGUGGCUUUACGGUGAUCGCUCCUUAUCGUGCUCCACAGAUUUACUCCGCGACUAUUAUUUUUGUUUUAUUUUGUUUUUUCAUCAGCCCAAGGAAAACCGCAGUUUCCUUUCACUUCAGUGUCGCAUAUCGCAGGUAGGAUUUAUUUCACGAAGACGCACAUGUGAGCGGCGCCGCGCGUAAAUUACGCACCGAGAUUUUUCACUUCCACGUCCGAUCCGGACCGCAUAAACUGCACACGGACAUCUACCAAAGUUGACGGAUUUUCACUCGACGAUGGUGGGAGAUUAAUUUGCAUACUGAUCCUGCUAUGAUUCGUUUGGGAGCUAUCUGACAUGGCAAAGAUACUGCCCAUCCUCAAGAGAAUCAUGCUUCUCAAAGUACUGACAUUCAUUCUCUUACAAGGUGUUUUCUCGUCUCAUGAUUUGGUCAAAUCCGAGAUCAACCCUGGAGGUCUCCCAGACUCCAAGGUGUUUGGCUCCGGGGGAUCCACGGGAUCCCAUCUGUCUGAGACCACGAAGUCCAGACAAAAGCGCUGCACCUGUUAUUCCUAUAAGGAUAAAGAGUGCGUCUACUACUGCCACUUGGAUAUCAUCUGGAUCAACACUCCCGAGCGCACCGUGCCGUAUGGCAUGUCCAGCUACAGAGGACCUCAGCGACGCAGACGUGCUGCUGGCGAGCAGCCGCCUGAACACGCGGGGGCAAGGGCACCGCGCUGCGUCUGCACGGAGACUGACGCAGACCACGAGUGCCACGACUUUUGUCUCUCCAGGCCUCUCCAGACUCUGCCAGCCAGGAGCGUCCACAGAGUCCCAGGCCUGGGAUGACCCGCUUAACGACCCUCCAUCUGUCACCCCCCGGGUGAACGGACCCCCCCCUCCUCUUCGGCCCUUCACUCUCCGUCAGACACCUUGCCUCCCCGGGUACGCACAAUCAAGGAAAGAACUUUGGAGUUUAUCACUGCCGACAUUCCUGAGCAUCAUAACUUUUGGAGCAAGUUCCAUCAGGCCAAGCGGUUUCAAGAACUCUUCAGCAAAUUCGAUACAGAUCCCUGGAGGCUAUCCCCCAUUUUUUUGUUCCCUCCUGAACACGAGGAUUACUUUCACCUCAGCAUAACAGCCGGUGGCCAUGCCUAUGUCAAGCGCGAUCUUUCUGCACCUUUUUAUUCGUACCUUAAGGUGUGGACGACACUUGACUCAAUCUCUUGAUUCAAGCUCGUAUCAUUCUAUCGAGGGACUACAAAAUGACUUUUCAGAGAAAAUGCCGAAAAGCAAAAUGGAGCCAUGGAGAGUGGGAGCAAGGUGGGACACUGAGGUAUCAUAUAUAUAUAUAUAUAUAAAAAAACAAAGCUGUCCAAAACAGAGCCACCUGUGAAAUGGCGCAAACUGUAUUACUGAGCUUGGGUACAUAGCAUCGAAAUAAUUCAUAUCGUGACGCUUCUUUCAGCAGCAAUAUGUCGUAUUCAUAGCGCUUUCACCUCACCGCCAUUGACUCGACUCAACUCUGCACUUCCUGUAUGACAGCUUUAUCUGGAGGGAAGUCUGCAGAGAGCAAUCCAUUAUAGCGUUUAGCCCAAAAUCAGCAACUAACAUCAGGUUCUUCAGCUGUUGAAAGCCAUUAAUUGUCUUUAUCUGUAGCAUGUUAAUGGAUAAGGCUGUAAGGCUAAAUAUCCUAUAGUUUUAAACCAACAAUUAAGUCAGUCCGUUGACUGGUAUUCCCUGUGCAGUCAUCGGCAUCACUGUAGUCCAACACAAACAGAUUAAAAUGCCAAAUUAUAAAAACAUACUCCACCAACAGACAUGUGCCUUCAUCACGUACCUCCUACAGGUUAUCAUGAGUGCACCGAACCUAGCUGCAAUCAAUUUGCAAAUGAAAUGUUCCCCAACAAAUGCUGCUAUUUAAGUAACAUUUGUGAAGAACUGCAGUUCUCAGAGGUUUAGGAGCAUCUGCAAGGUACGAUACAAAAUCUGUGACGCUUCAAAAUUCCAGUCUUCAAUGGGGGGGGGGGGUUGAACCUAGUGCCACAGGCAAGGUAGGAAAGAUAAGAACUCCUUCAUAAUAUCUCGUCUUGUAAUGAUGAGCCGCGACGAUAUGAAAAACACGGAUGAAUGGCAGUUUCAUCCCUAAAGUGGAAGAUUUUGCUGAAGAAAAAAAAAGAAGUGAAUACCUGAAAUUGUCUGAGAGGCACCUCAGAAGUACUCCUAAUGUCGCAAGAAAAACGGCGCUACACAGACGUACUACAGGCAAGCUUUUGUGUGGCGUCUCCUCUUUUAGUUGGACAUCAUUACGAAAACUGUUAAAUUAUGCUCCAACUAUGCCGUCUGCUAGAGAAAACAAAAAGAGACAGAGACAGUGUGCCUUUCCACAAAAAUGGAAUUUUAAUAUGAGGAGACGUUUUAGGACAAAACACUUAUGUUUGGCCUUUCCUUUGGGCCUCGUAGUUUAAAGUGGGAUUAAGGAGUUUUUCUGUAUUUACAGGUUCAGGGGGGAAUGUAAUGCGUGCUCUUGUCAUAACUGCCGUGUGUGUGUGUGUGUGUGUGUGAGAGAGAGAAAAAGGGGGAGAAAGAGGGAGGGAAGCAGAAAUGGAAAGAGCAUAAAAAUUGAAAAUGUGUGUUUAUGGAAACUGUUGAUCAUAAAUACAACGUUAGACACAAUGCACAAGAAUCUUGUUUACUUAAAAAAAAAAAGCUAUUUUUUUGUGUGAGUAACACACGCGUUUCUGAUGCGGCGAGUCAUCGCAGUGUUGGAAAAGUUUUACGGAGGAUACCCAAGAAAACGACAACGAUCGUAACCAUGGUCUCACAAAUGUACAGCUACGGAUUACAACAGCUGCCUUCUCACUGUGUAUACUGUGUAUAUUAUGUAUGUAUGACAUGUAUGUAGAUUUAAAAAUCCCAUAUUUUAUAUAUUAAUACACCAAGACAUAUGUAUGGGCAAUAUAAAGGGAAUGUGUACGCUGCAAGUCAAAAGUAUGGGCACACCUUCUAAUUUAAUUCAGUGAGAAAGAGUGUCCAAAGAUUCGACUGGUAGUGUACAUGGAAUUAGAGGUGGAGGAUUUUUAUUAUUAUCUGUAAUAACACUUGUAUUUAUAUAUAACAGUAUGUUUUCUCAUUCGCCAGCUUGUAAUAGCGGUUUCAGUGACUUUUUCUCUCUUUGACUUGCACCUUAAAGCAUUCGACUAGAAUCUAUUUUGACAUUAUUAGAGUCUAACCUGUCAUGUACUUUUCAUUAAAACCUUUGAGAUUACAGAAAUUUGCAGGCGAUGCAUCGAGGAGCAUUAAGCAGUGGCGUUCCUUAGUUUCCGGGGGACCCUGGGCGAUCAGACCCACCCCACCCCACCCUUUGCUUUUUGUUCAUACAAAAAUGACACAGAGACAUUCCUCUCUUUUCCUUUUGAUUCCAAUCAUAUUUGCCUGCAGUUUAAAUACUUUUUGUUGAAAGUAACUCAGACUGCAUGCAGCUUAAAUAAGCACCCAGACUUAAGAAGACUACCGCUCUUUUUAUGGGAAUGUCUGAGUUUAUCUGGUCUGGAGAAAAUUUGUGGUUUAAUACGGAGAGACAACGGAGAGGAGCUGUGUAACGGUGGAAUUUUAUUGUCUACGGGGUGUGUAUGAGGUCAACCACAGCAUUUUAACCUCCAUUUACCCUAAGCUACUUGCUCAAAGCUAUAUACUGUUUUGAGCGGAAUUUAUGAUCAACACUUCAGACGAACCGCUAGCGUAUCAGAUCAUGAGCGUCUCUGGGCUACCUCUACUGUUAAACUUUAUCACCCAUGUGGGUCUGUUAUGCAGCACAGUCAUAAAUUUUAAAUGUCUGCCUGUAAAACAAAAUUUAAAUAAUUUAUUUUAUUAUUUUUUUUACCUUGCCAUGAGGCAACAACUGAACAAAACAUAACAAAAACUUGCACAAUCCAAUACAAAAGUAUCGUAGAGACGUUUUGUGAAACCGAAACUAGCUGCGGUUUCAAAUGAUUUUCCGCUUAUAAUAAGUUCAUUAUCUUGUUAUCUUGAGACAGCAAAGUCAUUUUUCUUUUCAUAACGGGAUACCAAUCUACUAAUCAGCGGAAAACUAAAUAUUGUUCGAUUUUGAUCAUGAACUCAUUUUCUAAUUUGGGAAAAUGUGUUUGUGUUAUGUCAAGAUAAGGAGAAAUAACAUCCCGUUGUUACAAGAAACCAAAUGUUGUUAACAUGAGAUUUUGAGAUUUAUCUGGACGGAACAGAUCUCUAUUAUAAAUAGCUCCAUCUAUAGUCACUUUAAAAAUAUAUAUAUAUAUGUGUGUGUGUACAUCAGUUACGUUGCUGUCAUUUGCAUUUCUGUCGUCAAGGCACCUCUUAAAGAAUGUCAGAUCAGCUGGGCCCUUUGAAACCUUAAUAACACCCAUCAUCCUGGAAUGUCACGCUAAGUCCACCCUAAAUAAGCCUAUCCUGGAGCCUCUGUGUAAACCUUCCCACAGUACACCCUGGGAAAUAUGUCCACGCAGACAUCCUGACCGUGCAACGGCAGGUUCAAGGCCCCUGCUGUGGCUUACAGUUUGUUGUUUGUGUUCUGGUUGAUUAAAUGAAAAGACCUCACGUACCACAAGGUGAACUUUUGCUUGUUACAGACAAUUGGAGCAACAACAAAGACUGCCCCCGUCACACAAGUGUAUCCAGAUAGAAUAAUACCAUGUGGGUAUUUUGCUUAUUGUGCAUACUGCUGUGGAUUUGAGACAUAAAACAUUUAGCACUAGCAUCUGCAACUAUCCACUGCAGCGUAUUAUGCUUGGUCUGUGGUGUGUUAUGCCAAUUGUAAAAGACCUGAUAUAAUAUUUUCAUUCUCAAAGACCUAAUAACUGUUUCUAAUAGUGUGUGUCUUCAGGUCAUUGGUUCAGGUACCACCCCCAUAUUGUAAGUCUUUUUUGAAGUAAAGCUUGUUCUUAACAAAAUGCAAUGUAAUUAGGAUGCAUUAAAGUCUUUUGUCCUUUCAUUGG
This is a messenger RNA of Mugil cephalus (flathead mullet), 5114 nucleotides long. It is a transcript of the gene edn3b, whose product is annotated as endothelin 3b. Bases 481 to 972 code for a protein of 163 amino acids. Gene Ontology annotation, cellular component: extracellular region. Lineage: Eukaryota; Metazoa; Chordata; Actinopteri; Mugiliformes; Mugilidae. The transcript has 4 exons. Gene Ontology annotation, molecular function: hormone activity; endothelin B receptor binding. The record is from RefSeq and is a predicted model, not a curated record. Gene Ontology annotation, biological process: regulation of systemic arterial blood pressure by endothelin; vein smooth muscle contraction; regulation of vasoconstriction.